AUGUCUCUUACUCUAGGUGCCGCUAUUUACAUUGCACUGAAACCUAUCUUUAAAAUAUAUACCAUUAUGUUUGUUGGUUAUCUACUAGCUAAGUUCGAUAUUGUUUCCAUGGAAAAUGCCAAAGGAAUAUCAAACAUGGUUGUUAACGCUAUUUUGCCCUGUCUGACCUUCAACAAAAUCGUUUCCAAUAUAUCCUGGAGAGAUAUCAAGGAGAUCGGAGUCAUAAUACUUUCUGCUUUUGUAUUAUUUGUUUUAGGUGCCACCGGUGCGUUAUUUACUAUAUUUACUACAACCGUUCCCAAGAAAUUCUUCUGGGGUCUCAUAUUUGCAGGUUUCUUCCCGAACAUAUCAGACUUACCUAUUGCUUAUAUUCAGAGCAUGGGUAAUGGCUCUAUUUUCAGUGCUGACGAAGCGGACAAAGGCGUUGCUUAUUCGUGCAUCUUUUUAUUUAUUCAAAGUUUCCUAAUGAUGAAUUUUGGAAUGUGGAGGGUGGUUGGACUGGAUUUUAGAGACACAAAAGAACUUGAUGGAGAAAAUAUUACUCUGCCAAAAAGCUCCACUAAGGAAGGUUGUGAAUUUACCGGACUCUCAAAGUUACCAAGUAUUGAACGUCCUUCAAACAUUUAUCAAUCGGAUGUUAAAAGAAGUAUCACCAAUUUAUCUUGUAACUCGAUCGCUACAAAUGAUAUGUCACCACAGGCCUACUGUGAAAGUCUGAGUGGCUAUACCAAACCUUAUAAGGGGUUCACUCGUCAAGAAUUAAAUGGUCGGUCCUUUAAAUUUGAAAACAGUUUCUCACGUGCUGAAAUAUACAGAAUUUCCUCAACUUAUUCAAGUCCAGGCGCCUUGGAAUUCUCAAAAAUAGGUGACGGCUCCUUCUCCCACAGUCUUACAUCAAUGCACACCAGUUGUAGGAGCUCUAUAAGAAAAAGAAGAGCGGCUAUGAAUGAAUUGAUCUCAAAAUACAGUGCUGCUGAAAAAAUAAGACAAGGUGAACUAGAUUUAUCAAGACCACUCUCCUUAACUGAAGAAGUUGGAAGCAGGAAUGCAAGUUUUGGUAAUAUGCACACUGAUACUACUGACCAAAGUUUUAUUCAUGAAGAGAGUUGCGCUAAUAAUAAUAAAGGUAUGAAGUUCGAUUUGUCUGUGUUUUUAGAAAGGCACAACUUAAAAUGGUUACAGUACUUUGUUAUAAAUUGUUUGAGGCCAGCAUCUUUAGGGGCAAUUUUAGGCAUUACAUGUGCAUUGAUACCAUGGGUUAAAGCGUGCUUUGUAGCAACAUAUGUUCAUGUCCAUAAGGCACCUGAUGGAAAACCUGUUUUGAACUUUCUUAUGGAUUUUACCGAAUAUAUUGGAAAUGCGUGUGUUCCACUGGGUCUUUUACUACUGGGCGGUACUUUGGCAAGAUUGGAAGUUAAAUCAUUACCGCCUGGGUUCAUUAAAUCGGCGGUUUUAAUGACGUGCUUUCGUUUAAUUGUUAUACCUAUCAUUGGCGUCCUUUGGGUCAAUAAACUGUACUCGAUGAAUUGGUUAGAUACGCGCAUAGGAAAAUUUGAUAUGAUAUUAACAUGGUCUAUGCCAAGUGCCACCGCUCAAGUAUAUUUCACUGCCUUUUAUACCCCCGCAUGUGGAGAUCACAUCCAAAUGAACUGUUUGUCUGUCUUAUUUGUCAUACAGUAUGCGAUUCUUUUUGUCACAGUGGCAUUUGUUGUUACAUAUACCCUAAAGGUCGAUUUAAAAGUUUAA
Molecule: messenger RNA, 1746 nt
Organism: Saccharomyces mikatae IFO 1815
Lineage: Eukaryota; Fungi; Ascomycota; Saccharomycetes; Saccharomycetales; Saccharomycetaceae
Exons: 1
Coding region: 1-1746 (581 amino acids)
Biological process (GO): transmembrane transport
Cellular component (GO): membrane
Source: RefSeq, a predicted model, not a curated record